Bombina bombina (fire-bellied toad) is the source of this 3944-nucleotide messenger RNA. RefSeq names its product ATPase cation transporting 13A2 (gene ATP13A2). Lineage: Eukaryota; Metazoa; Chordata; Amphibia; Anura; Bombinatoridae. Gene Ontology annotation, biological process: regulation of mitochondrion organization; regulation of autophagosome size; intracellular calcium ion homeostasis. The record is from RefSeq and is a predicted model, not a curated record. Gene Ontology annotation, molecular function: ATPase-coupled monoatomic cation transmembrane transporter activity; P-type ion transporter activity; ATP binding. The transcript has 25 exons. Gene Ontology annotation, cellular component: membrane. Bases 167 to 3217 code for a protein of 1016 amino acids.
GAGAUACCAGCUUGUGGCGUAAUGGCACUGUGUCUGCCAGCGUGGUUGUUGUGUGCUGAAGAGGAGGAAUUCAAAGGACACCAUACAACUUCACCACAAGGAGGAGAACAAUGUACUGCGCUACUUUAUAUAUGAAGGGAUUCGAUACAUCUGGAGCGAUCGUUCUAUGGACUUCAUCAAAGUCAGCUCGUUGGAAGAUGGUCUGACAUGCGGUGAUCUGCACAAACUGAAAUCUGGCCUGAGUCAAACGGACCAUAAUACAAGGAAGCAGAUUUAUGGCCCUAAUGAAAUUGAUGUCCCUGUCAAAUCUUAUGGAAUGCUUUUGAUAGAUGAGAUUCUGAAUCCUUUCUACAUCUUCCAAGUGUUUAGCAUCAUCUUGUGGCUGUGUGAUGGUUAUUAUUACUACGCCGGCUGCAUCCUCCUGAUUUCACUUGUUUCCAUUGGCAUCUCUCUCUAUGAGACUCGAAAGCAAAGCGUGACUCUGCGCAACAUGGUGAAAGUAUCUGUGAGUCUCAAAGUGCGACGGGCAACAGGAGAGGAGUUGCUGCUAAGCUCAGAGGAGCUGGUUCCCGGAGACUGUAUCAUUCUGCCAGAGGAGGGGUUGAUGCUACCGUGUGACGCUGCUUUACUGUCUGGGGAGUGUAUGGUUAACGAGAGUCUGCUAACAGGUGAAAGUGUCCCUGAGAUGAAGACCCCUUUACCCGACAGUCCUCAGGCUGCCAGCACACUAUACUCAUCAGAAGAACACAGACGACACACACUCUUCUGUGGCACUCAAGUCAUCCAAGCCAAAACCUACCUGGAAGCAGAAGUCAUCGCUGUGGUGACCAGAACAGGUUUCUGCACUAUCAAGGGAAACCUCAUCAGCUCCAUCCUGCAUCCCAAACCUAUCAAAUUUAAGUUUUACGAGGACUCCAUCAAGUUUGUCCUCGUCCUCGCUGUAUUCGCCAUCAUCGGAAACAUUUACAGCAUUGUGAUACUGAUCAAGCACAAGGUGCUGGUUUCUCUGAUAGUGAUCCGCGCUCUGGAUCUUAUAACCAUCAUAGUCCCCCCUGCUCUGCCGGCUGCCAUGACUGUAGGUACCAUCUAUGCUCAGAACCGUCUGAACAAACAAGGCAUCUUCUGUAUCAGCCCGCCCCGGAUCAAUGUGUGCGGAAAGAUUAAGAUGGUCUGCUUUGAUAAGACAGGUACCCUGACAGAAGAGGGUCUUGAUGUCUGGGGUGUUGUUCCCUUGGAUGAAACAAGUUUUUUGCCAAUAACACAUGAGCCGCGAUGCCUUCCUGAUGGUCCAUUACUCUAUUCUCUGGCUUCCUGCCACUCAGUGUGUCUUCUGAAGGGCCAAGCUAUAGGAGAUCUUAUGGAUCUGAAGAUGUUGGACUCUACUGGCUGGAUUCUUGAAGAUGGAGACUCAAGUGAGCAAACGAAGGAGCUUUUUGGAACAAAAGUUCUAGCUGUACUGAAGCCGCCAUCUCUUGAAGAGCAGCCACAUGGACCGAAACACCGGAUUCCUAUUGGCGUGCAGCGAAGGUUCCCCUUUUCCUCUUCACUUCAGAGAAUGAGCGUCAUCGCCAAGCUGCCCAAAGAUUCUCCCUCUUAUCUGUACAUGAAAGGUGCUCCGGAGAUGGUGGCAAGUUUAUGCAGAAGUGAGACAGUACCCCCAGAUUUCUCAGCUAUGUUGCGUCAGUACACGCAGGACGGGUACCGCGUGCUGGGAUUUGCAUACAAACUGCUUAACUUCAUAAAAACUUUUGAAGAAGCUCAGAUGGUAUCAAGGGAAUCAUCAGAGUGUGAUCUCACCUUCCUGGGAUUCCUCAUCAUGAGAAACGUUCUAAAACCGGAGACUGCACCUGUCAUUUAUGGACUGCGAAAUGCCGAUAUCCGGCCAGUCAUGGUGACAGGUGAUAACAUGCUCACCGCAAUGAACGUGGCCAGAAGCUGCCAUAUGGUGGAACCUUCUGAGAAGGUUUUCUUUGUCAAUGUAUCUCCUCCUAGUCACCACAAAACCGCUACGCUGAAAUUCAUCCCAGCCGAGCCACAGCCAGGAGAGGAGAUAAGGGAGGGUUUGUACCAGCAAGGAGGAUCUUUCCUGGACAGGGGGCCCUAUCAUUUUGCAAUGAAUGGAAAGUCCUUCGCCAUCUUGUGUGAUUACUUCCCUGACAUGCUGCCUAAAAUACUUAUUAAUGCCACAAUAUUUGCCCGGAUGUCUCCUGAGCAAAAAACACAAUUAGUGCAGAAUUUCCAAGAACUAAAUUACUGUGUAGCAAUGUGUGGGGACGGAGCUAAUGACUGCGGAGCGCUAAAAGCCGCCGACGUAGGCAUCUCGCUGUCUGAUGCAGAAGCAUCUGUGGCCUCUCCAUUCACCUCCAAAAUAAAUAACAUUGAGUGUGUUCCAGCUGUUAUCAGGGAGGGGCGCUGCUCUCUGGAGACAUCAUUUGAGAUGUUUAAGUACAUGGCCCUGUAUAGCUUCACCCAGUUCAUAUCUGUGCUGAUCCUUUAUAGUAUCAACAGUAACCUUGGGGAUCCACAAUUCCUUCUCAUUGACCUGGUGAUCACCACCUCAAUGGCUGUGUUGAUGGGGAAAACUGGUCCGGCCAAUGAACUGGGGAUAAAACGCCCCUUGGCAACUCUAAUCAGCAUCACCGUGUUGGGAAGCCUGGUCAUACAGACCCUGCUCAUCUUAGCCACACAACUCAUGGCGUUCUUUAUAACACAUUCUCAGGACUGGUAUGUUCCUAUAAAUGGUUCCACUGGUGUGCCGCUGAACCUUCCAAAUUAUGACAAUACGGCUGUAUUCUGUUUGUCCACUUACCAGUAUCUUAUCCUCGCUGUGGUGUUGUCCAAGGGAUACCCCUUCCGCAAACCGUUAUACACCAAUGUGCUUUUCCUGCUUCUGCUAAUCGUGCUGUUGGCGAUGCUGCUGUGGAUCACACUCUUCCCUCUCGGGUUCAUGGUUUCUCUACUGCAGCUCAAGGUCAUAGACGACAUUAACUUCAAGCUGGUGCUGAUAGGAAUGGUCGCCGUUAACUUUAUAGCCGCCUACCUAAUGGAGACUUUACUGGACCACGGAUACCUAAACUGUUUGCGACAUCUGCGAAAGAAAAGAGAGUCCAAAAAGUUGUACAAGAGACUACAGAGUGACCUGCGUGCACAGUCCACGUGGCCUCCGGUCAAUGUGGUUCUACACCGCAGUCCCAGAGAUUCCUGGCCAAUCAGGUAGCAGGAACUAUACAUCUUAUCACAAGAAGGAUCACCACUGCAAAUUAGGUCAUAAAUCUCCCAGGAUCACUUCCAGCCAUUUUGUUCACCUUCUGUGGAAAAUUUACUUGGGUCUUUGGAGAAUUCAAAAUAUUUGCACAUAAAUAUUAUCAAAGCUACAACACAAAGUGGAAUUUUGAUCUGAAGGAAGGACAUGGAAAAAAAUAUUUUUAUUGUAAUUUUUUUUAAAAUACUGAGUCACUAAUUUCCAGCAUAAAGAAGCCAAAGCCAGAUCCGACUGUCUAACUGCGCACCAGUGGGGAAACUACUUGAAAAUGAAUGCUGUUUAUUUUGUUCUUUUAUACGUGAGUGGGGUCUAUUUAUAAGAGCUGUGUGCCAGCCUCAGAUGCCCAAAGAAAUUUAAUAAGUUUGUCAUGGAAGAAGGACACUGCUUUUUAUUGCUCUCAGUAGGCUCUUAUAAAUAGACCUCAGAAUACCUCAUACCUGUGAAACAAGUGUUUUUAUCUGUUUUUAUUUAGCUACUUUGAGACAAAAGCUGAGCUGUGAAGAGGUGGUCAUUUCCUGUCUCUUGUGUGAUAAAAAAGAGGAGCAAUGAUUUUCUACUGGAACUAAAAGCCCAAUAGAAUCACAUAUAUCACAUGAAACAUAAAUAUAAAGUAUACAAAUACAGACAUGCUAGCAAACCUAGCUGCAGUCAGAGAAAAUAAAAUUAACGUAACUCACCCUGA